AUGCAGGAUAACACAGAACAAUCGACUGUGCAAAUGUUGACGAUGUCAAAUAUCGCGUCUUUCGGACGAUGCGUCAUAGAAUUGGUAGCAAAUUCUUUGAACGCACACGCCACGGCAAUCGCAAUAAGAAUUCACACGACAAAAUGCGAAAUUCAAGUUGUCGAUAAUGGCGUCGGAAUACCGAAAGACAUGCUCAAACAUAUCGCGAAAUAUGACGCAGAAGCGACCAUAGGCGAUCAGCAACAGGUGUACAAACUGCUUGAAUCAAACAAUCUGACAGAUAUCCGUCGUUUGGCUGAUCGUCUAAUGAUUACUUCAAGGCAUCAAUAUUCUGAAGAGACAUUCGUGAAGGCGUUCGAGAUGGGAUUUGCACUCAAUUUGAAGCAAGUAGAACAGAGACCUUCGAGAGGCACGACGGUCUCCAUCUACGGUUUUCACGAAAUGCCUCAUAAAAAGUGGGAUACAUCUACCAUUUGUUUUCUUAUCGCGGCUAUAGCUGUUACAAAAUUAGAAGUAUCAUUUUCGAUUAGAGACGAAGAACAAAAGAAGGUUGUUCUGAGAAUUGCGAAACCGCACAACUCGAUCGAAGUCCUAAGAACACUGGUUGGGAAGGAUCUGCCAUUGAAUCAUGUAUGGUCGAUACAAUGCGGUCCUGAACGUAACAGCAAUUAUCAUGGUUACGUGGGAUUAUCUGAUAAAAACGCGAUGCAAUGGAUAUUUUUAAAUCACAGGCCGAUCUAUUGCCCUCUCAUUCUGAAGUUGAUUAAAAUUGUCUUCAAAGAGAAGCUAAAUUUGUUUUCUGAUCAGAAAUCUAAUGCGCGCGAUCCAUACGACGAAAAUGUGUUUAUCUUAUUCUUUCUUACGUUCUCACAGAAGGAAUUCAUGCGCGUUACUGAAAACGGAAAAAGCAAUUAUCAUACUAUAAACAUGAUUUCUCCUCUUUCCGAAUGGUCGAAUUGGACUUAUUAUACAAAUAAUAAGAAGCGCGAUACUACAAGAAAUAUAAAUAUAUUUCCCGAAAAUGACAUACGUUCCCGGCAGUUUUUUGAACGUAACAAUAAUCAGUUUGAUUUUCUGCCACGAAAACUGCACGGUCUUCUACAACAUCGUCAUGUUAAAUUGACAAACGUAAAAUGUUUUAACAGUCCUAAUGAUACGAUUCCUUUGAUAAAUAUUUUGAAUUUAGUGGCAGAAAAUUGCCAACAUGAACAAAUAGCGGUGCAUCCUUGUAAGUUGAAGCAAAAAUUAUACGAAUUUAGACUGUCACAAGCAUCAUUAAAAUGCAUAAAAAUCAUUAAUCAAGUUAAUAACGAAUUUAUCGCUGCGUGGAUGACGUGGAAUGAAAUGAAAAUUUUAUUAAUGAUCGAUCAACAUGCCGUCCAUGAAAGAAUACGUUAUGAAAAUUUACUUCUUAGUAAAUAA
This is a messenger RNA of Mycetomoellerius zeteki, 1422 nucleotides long. RefSeq names its product DNA mismatch repair protein Mlh3. The record is from RefSeq and is a predicted model, not a curated record. Gene Ontology annotation, biological process: mismatch repair. The transcript is spliced from 7 exons. NCBI's taxonomy places the organism in Eukaryota, Metazoa, Arthropoda, Insecta, Hymenoptera, Formicidae. The coding region runs from base 1 to 1422 and encodes 473 amino acids. Gene Ontology annotation, cellular component: mismatch repair complex. Gene Ontology annotation, molecular function: ATP-dependent DNA damage sensor activity; ATP hydrolysis activity.